AUGAAAAUUGCGCUGAGUUUUUUGAUAAACCUCAUAUCCGCGAAUUUCCUCGCGAAUUUUCCGAAAUACUUCCAAAAAGUGAGCGGGGAAGUCGGAUAUGUCGGAAUUGACACUUAUGUCGAGCCAGUUGUUGCUUUUGCUGAUCAAAAAACUUUCGACUUUUUGCUCUAUUCAAAUUUGAAGAAUAUUUCUGACAAUAUCGACUCUCCUUCAAACUUGCAAAAGUUUCUUUCUGUGGAAAAACUGGCUGAAAAAGGAGCUUCUAUUGAAAAUUGUAAAGAAAAAUUUGAUGUGCUGACAUGUUUUCAUAUCAAUCAGGUGGCCAUGUUCUCGGAAAAGCUUCUCAAGAGAUUUUCUUAUCGAGACUUUGCCGAUUUACUUGAGAAAAUAAGUGAAAAAGGGACUUGGAAAGAGCUUCAAACUCGAGAAAUUGAGGCGAGCUCCCUGUUUCGAAGGCGAUUUUCUGAUAAAGAAAAAGGCUUCGCUGGGAUGAAGAUAAGUGCAGGCUUGCUGGGCGUUGCCCUUGGCCAGUCCGGUGACACAGCUGACUAUACCUACGACUACAACGAAGCUGCAGAGAAGAGCGACAGCUACACCUACAACGCUCCUACCUACAACUUCAACACCGGCUACGACAGUGGCUACAGCCAAAAUCAAGGCUACGACGCCGGCUAUUAUGGCAGAAGUGGUGUUGAUGCGUACGCAUUGUCCUGCUGGAACUCCAACUCCAUGCGAGACAUGAACCACGACAACAAGUUCGCCACACCCGGAGGAGACAUCAUCGGCGAUGCAGGCAACCACCACCAGUAUGGUUAUGAAAACGAGUUCUCCGCUGGAUCGAAAUUCGAUUCCUCCAAACAGGAAUACGGUUCCGAUCAGUCAGCUGUUUCCGGUCAUUAUGGAUUCAUCGAGGAUGAUAACCACAUCGACAUCAGCGAUGCCGGUCACUCCGUCGACGCUGUCGAGCCACACAAGUGGGGCUACCAGAACAACAACCCCGACGCCAAGUACCACUACGGUCACCACGUUGCCAGUGCAUCAGCGAAUCGAGGUCCAACUGGUCCACAGGUUGCUAAUACCUACCACGGCUUCAUGGCCGAUGACUGGAGAUACUCCCUCCGUCACUCUGGCUGCCUCUGGGAAGUCAAGGACUUCAGCUACUCAGCUGCGACCUACUCCGUUCAGCACAACCUUGCCUGGACCGACAGCAGCAGCAAAGGCGCUAAGGUUCACUGGGUCCACGUUUUCAACGCUCACAUCUACGCCAAAGAAAACAACGCCGUCAACGGCUUCCGAAUCGUCAUGGCGAAUCCCGUCUACGAAGGUCUUGGCUACUUGAACUUCGUCUCGACCUACGCUGACACCGCUAUCGCAGCCGAAGGUGCCUACACGCAUGACCCAUUCGCCUCCACCUACGACAUUUCUGCACAAUACGUCAAUUCCAAGGGAACAUGGACUUUGACAACAACGAGUGACAGUUGGAAACUCGUUGCGGGCUCAUCUGCUCCCGCUUUUGCUGCUGCUGGAGCUGCUGCUGCCGGUGUUGCUAUCUCCUCCUUCCCUCACAACCAGCUCGGUGCCGACUUCCGAUUCAAUGUCCGAACCCUCCACGAGUUCGGCCACGGUUUCCAGGAAGCCAAGCGCACUACCGAGGCGAACAAGGCCGACUCCUACUUCUGGUACGCUGUCGACACCAUCACCAUCACCUUCCCUCAUCACGUUUCCGCUAUGGACAGCUGCCACGCUCUCCGAGCAGGUGCUUCUUCUGACUUGAGCGCUGAUUGCUCAAAGCACGUCCACAGCAUCAUCAUCGAUGAGAACCACGUGACUGGAACUGACGGAUCUUACGAUCACUCAGGUCGACUCGAGGCUACUAUUACCGAUGCCUGCAAUAACGUCUACGGACCUUCGGGCACAGCUAACCAUUACUGCGCGAAGUUCUGCUCCAACUCUGCCAUCACUUGUGGCAAGGUCUUGACCAUCAAAAAUGUGAUGAAAACAUACGACGAAUUCCAUCUCCGUCAGUACGGUACCAUCCAAGAAAUCUGGGCUCAGCUUCAGUAUGCCUACAGUCACACUGUUGACAAGACAGCUCCCACUGGAUUCGAAUCUCCGUUCCCCAACGUUUUCUUCUCAGCUGCCCAGGUCCAAAGCAUCGUCCUUGCCUGCAACUCUGGUACCAAUGAGAAGUGCGUUGGCUACACCCGUGCCCAGAACAUGCCAUACGCUGGUGACGUCAACGAAGUCAGUCGAUGGACCAAUACCGCUAACGACAUCCACAACGGUCUUUCCCGAGGAGACGCCUUCUGGGUCAACAACAACGACAACUAA
Oikopleura dioica is the source of this 2331-nucleotide messenger RNA. Lineage: Eukaryota; Metazoa; Chordata; Appendicularia; Copelata; Oikopleuridae. The record is from the annotation of a GenBank genome assembly.